AUGAAGAAGCCAUUCAGCGUUGGCUUCACCAUUCACGAAGCCCUGAAUCUUGUCAGGGAAAAGGGCAAACCCAUAGACCCUCUGGUUGUCGUGCGUUGUUGCGGCCGGGAGUAUCGUUCAGACAUAAAGCUUUCAAAGGCCAACGUCGUAUCAUGGGACGAGUCGCAUACGUGGACUGACUUAGAGCUGAGCAGCGAUGAGUGGGAGAGAUCCUUCAUAGAGUUCGAAGUUCAAGCUGCAAACGCAUUCUGGAGGAAUACCACCGUUGGAAUUGUCGCGUUGCAGCUAUCUCUCAUUCAGAAACGGAAAACCCACCAGCUUAAAAAGUCGCUACCCUUGCAAAGCCCCGAUGGAGGUGACUUACAUGGAUCCCUCAGGGUUACAGUAUUUGCCUGCGGCCCUGGUGAAUCGCCUCCUAGCCCUGGAGAGGAGCUGGAAGAUACAGACGACGAAGACCAUGGAUUUUUGGACGACCUUAGAAAUGUUGUUAUCGACAGCAGCCAGGAUCAAAUUCGGGCGGAAGGCACUCGGCCAUUUAAUGUGUACGUAACAGUUCAUCGUUUGGAAGAUCUGCCACAAGCAUCGAAGGGAUUGAGAGACCCAUUUGUUGUAUGCGAAUUCGCUGGCUGUCGUGUGAGGACGGCACAAGCGCGUGCAACGUGUUCUUACACAUUUAAUGAAUGCUUUCGCAUUCCUGUGAUGACUCCGGUAACUGAAGAUACUAUUUUGAUCAAAAUAUGGGACUGGAAUUUCAUGAGCGCUGAUGAAUUGCUGGCGGUGGGGCGCAUAUCAUUCUCUGAGUUGCGAACUCGCCAUAUUCUCCCCCGGUGGUUUAACUUUUACGGGUUUGACGUUGGAGAAAUUCCCAAUUUCUCCGAGAUUAUUGCAGAAAGUGGCAAGAUUACACCAUGCACUUACAUGGGGCGCUUACUUCUGAGUGCCCGAGCAGAGCGGCUUAGCAAGGAUGCUGAGCUCCUGGCAGCGCAUUCCAUUGCAGCUGCUCCAUUUGAAGAGCCCCGCGUGACUCCGAUUUUGCUCUUUGCGGACGUAUACGAGGUUCAAGGUGCACCUGGUGACAAGGUAUACGUGGAAGCAUCUUUAGGCCCCGCCAAGGAGAGAACUAGAUGGGUAGCAAGUGAAUCCCUAAAGCGGAGGGAGCGCGAAUUGGGGGAUGCCCCUUCUGCAGUAGCUGCUGCUCUGGAGGGUGCAAAGGGCAUGGCCAACUACUUUUUGGGAGCUACCCCUGAGGGUCAAGAUCAUUUUAUAUUUACCCCCGUGGACGGCCGUAUUCCAGAGUUGCGUUUGAGCGUACCUGAGGAAGAGAAACAACAGUGGGAUGUUAUUAUUAAUGUUUAUGCCAAGGGGAUAACCAAAAACUUACCGCAUGCAACGCGCGUUGCCUACCAGCGAAUGCCACUGGCCAAGGUCCCUAUUUACAUGCAGAACAACCCACGGGCACCCACUUGGGUUCCGUUGCAUCCCAUGCCACAUCUUUCCGGCCAUCGGGUUCCUUCUGCUGUACUGAUGACGCUGGAGAAGGCAAAGACGGAAGCGGCUGCACGGACAAAGCGCAAAUAUAUCGUCGCUGCUGAGUACUUAUUACGAACCUACAUUUAUACAGCACGCCGAAUAUCUUCGCCUAGUGGAGCCCUCCCGAACCCAUUGAUCCAGGUAACCUGCGCGGGUGUUACCAAAGAAACGGAACCAUGUGAAGCGACUUCCAAUCCCGUCUUCAUGGAGUGUGUUCAGCUGGAAUUGAGGUUAAUGACUGAUACAGCUACACGACUUCCAACGUUUGCUCCCAUCGUCACCAGUGUAUUCGACGACCGCUCUUGGGGUCGGCAGCUUCUUGGGAGGGCUGUUUGUCACUAUGAUCGUUUGAGAGGAAAAUUAAAGACCGGAGAGGUUCCUUCUGUUGCUGAGCCACGGUGGAUUAAACUCAAAGGGGGAAAGCGGAUGAACAAGCAUCGCGGGGAUAUCCUAGUCUGCUUCGAGCUUAUAAGGAAGAAGGAUGCCGAGAUAUUGCCAGCGUACCCGAUGCGGCCUAUCGUGAAUAUGUGCAAACUCAGCAUUUCCUGCGUGAACCUGCGCGAUUUGCUACUAACUCCGAAAGGUCGUCCAAUAGAUUUUGAAAAGUUAGUCAAAGACGAGUUUGAAGGCCUAAGACGCAUCAGAAACCCCAUCGUGUUGAUAUCGGUCCCAUCGUUUGGGUCCGUAGGACGUGACAGAACGGUGGCGACUAUACAGUAUGAGCGCAAUGCUGGUGGAGACCCCAGCACUCCCAAUCGGAGGUGGUCUAAUGGGCCAUACGAAAGCUUUGACAUCUUCAAGGCGGUGUCGCUCGACGUAGAUAUUCCCGAAGAUCCUAUUUUCGAUCCUACCCUCACUAUUCAGGUAUACGAUCGAAAGGCGAAGCCAAAGUACUUCAUCGGGCAAUAUACCCUGCACCUAAUUCCACUGAUUCCAUGGGUAACCGAUGUUCCUACAGCCCUGGAAGAUAUUCAGCCUGCGAAGGAUUAUGAGGACUCAAUUGACCUGAAAAAGAUAGGGGGGAUCAUGCGUGGCAGCAAGGCGAAAAACAAAAAGGAAUUUAGCACAAUGAAUGUGGUUCUAGACGCUGUUAGUACAGCCGAUCGAGAAACUGCUGAGGCAAACCAGUCCCGCUAUCUACAUCAUGUAGGAGUUUUGAAGCAUGAACAAGCAGCAGAGGGGGUUUCAUCACUUUGGCUCAAUCCAGACUCCUUACCAAAGAUACUGGUGCAGUCAUACGCCCUUCCUUCUGACCGGCCAGUACUCCUGGUGACCAGUAUGUUCACCUUGAAUGUAUUUAUUCCUGCCAAGUUUGUCUUGUGUGCCGAGGGCAAGCGAGCAGCAGAGAAGAAAACAAAGGAACAAUUUCAGAGGCCGUCUGUUGAAUCGACAGUUGAAAACUACCUAGCCGAUGUUGAUUUCGCACCUGAUCCCCUUAAGAAGAGGGCCAUGGGAGAAACACAACAUACUGGUUCUGUGAAAUUUUUUGUCAAUCUUACGCACAACGAAGAACCUUCAAUGCACGUUGACCAGACAGUUGUCCCAUGGGCGCUUAACGAGUCGCGCCUUCGGAGGCACUUCAGAGGGGAAGAAGCUUAUCCCAAAACACUCAAGAUCCGCGUGUAUGUCAUCCGAGCGAUCAACGUCCAUCUUCUUAAAGGGAUGACCGUUGCGAACCCGUACCUGGUGUUUUCUGUCGGAAAGACAAAGAUGCCUUUUCGUGCGGAAAACAAACCUACAAGUCUAAACCCCGACUUUUUUACCAUGUGGGAAAGGGAUAUAUCAUUCCCUGAGGAAUCACGCUUGGAGAUAAGCGUAUGGAGUGCCCAUGAGAAGCUGAUGCAGCAGGUGGACGAUGUCUUCUUAGGAAGCACUGUGAUCGACUUGGAGGAGCGUUGGUUCUCCAAAGAAUGGCAAGGCUUCAUGCAUAAGAAUGAAGUACCCAUGGAGUAUAGGCCGCUUAGAAGGCGACCGAAUGGCGGUAUUACUGGCAGCCUUGAGAUGUGGGUGGAGAUGAUGGACUCACAAAAGGCGGGCAAAGUUCCUCGGUUUAACCUUCAAAAACCUUCAGCCACUGACAUUGAAAUCCGAGUUGUUCUCUGGGGGUGCCGAGGCCUGCACUUCAAGCAUUUGGGAUCGAGCAAGGAAUCAGUCGAUGCCAUCUUACGGUGCACACUGGAUUGCACCAGGUACCACGGGCCCCAGCAAUUGCAGCAGAGCACGGACGUUCACUAUUACUCGAAGACUGGAGCUGCAGUUUUCAAUUGGCGCGUCGUUUACUCGGGAGUAGCGGCGCCAGUUAAUUCUUGCAUAAUCCAGAUUUCCGCCUACGACUUCCGCAAUAUCGGAGAAUUACCCUUUAUUGGGGAGGUAAAUCUAGAAGUGCGAAAAUACCUGGGGAAAGUUGCUCAAACAAUGGCGUCGAUUGAGCUUGACGCGGAACUGAGGUUACAGAACCGUGCUCAUGAGAGCGUGGAUGUAACGACGUUUGGCUACGUACAAGUGACUCUGCAGUUUAUGGCUCAAUCAGAGGCAACGAGCAGGCCAGUGGGUUUGGGGCGCGAACAUCCGAACCGUGACCCCCGUCUUACAACGCCACAAGAGGGAAGGAAAUGGGAAGACUUGCUUGGCUCUGCAGGGCUUCGUGUAGAUUACCGACCAAUAUGGUAUUGGGUUCGUGUGGUUUUUAUCAUUUUUCUGACGCUCUGGGUCUUCGUGAUGGCAUUCUUAUACCCUGCUCUCUUCCUGUGA
Molecule: messenger RNA, 4281 nt
Organism: Cyclospora cayetanensis
Lineage: Eukaryota; Apicomplexa; Conoidasida; Eucoccidiorida; Eimeriidae
Exons: 29
Coding region: 1-4281 (1426 amino acids)
Biological process (GO): plasma membrane organization
Source: RefSeq, a predicted model, not a curated record